AGAGAGAGAGGGAGUGCAAGAGAUUGGAGAAGCAGCCACUCACUCUCCAGGCUCUAAGUUUAUAGGCAGCCAGGCAGAUUUUCUUGGCUGAGACGCAGCGCUCAUGACAGGAUUAGGAGCCGGGGACACGGGACCAACCGGAGAUCUGCAGGUCCAAGUGGACGAUCCCGAGCCAGAUUAUCUGCCUGCACAGAGUCAUGGACUGAUAGUGUCUGCAAAGACAAAGAAUGAAUACAACUCGGUCAUGAAGAGAGCUUACUAAGUGAUGAUGAAAGUGCUAACGUGAAGAUAUGAAUGGACAGAGCUGAGCUACUCAGAAGAUACUGUGACCGGCCUCCUGUGUCCAGUCUCACCAAUCAUCCAACAAUAGCCUUCCAAGGUUGAUCUGAUUCACCAGAGAGGCCUCCUUUCCUCUGCCAUCAUGCGUCUGCUCACCACCCUCCUCCUCUUGCUGUUCCUGCGGUCAGCUGAGCCCCGGAGGGGCCCUCGGUCAGGGGCUGCGGAGAGGGGAGCCGGGGGCCGUGUACGGGGCAGAGGCAGGGCCGGAGUGAUGAGACGUCAAACUCAGGAGUGUAAAGAGUACAUAGAGGCAGGAGAGAAAUACCUGGAUUGCCAGGACAGGCAGCUGACCACGGUCAUGCAGGACUGGCCCAAAGAUAUUCACCACCUGCUACUGGCAAGAAAUAAGAUUCAGGUUUUGAGGGACAACAUGUUCUCUCAGUUCAGCCAGCUGAAGAGCCUGGACCUCCAGCAAAACGACAUCUCCAUGGUGGAGGAUGGAGCAUUCAGUGGCCUAUCUCAGCUCACCACCCUGCUCCUCCAGCACAACGGACUAAAAACAGCCUCUGAGGAGGUCCUGCUCCCUCUGCCACGCCUUACCUACCUCCGUGUCUAUGACAACCCCUGGAAUUGCCACUGCCAGUUGGACAGCCUGAUCAGGACCCUGCAGGUGCCGAGCAACCGCAAUCUGGGCAACUAUGCCAAGUGUGCGGAGCCCCUGUCGCUAAAGGGCCAGAAGCUGAAGAAACUGAAUGUGGAGUUGUUAUGUGCGGCUGACAACCAGGUGGACAGGCCGGGGGACGGAGACACGGGGCGACCGGGGCCUCCACCAAUCAAAGUGCCGGAGGCCACAUCCAUGUGCCACACCUACAUAUUCCCUAAACCUCUGCUGGACUGCAGCAGCAAAGAUUUGAAUAAUGUCCCAUCUGACCUGCCAUCUGACAUAAUGAAGAUGGAUCUGUCCAGGAACAACAUCAGACAUCUCAGGCCCAAACAUUUCCUGCUGUCCAAAGACCUCAGGCUGCUCAACCUUAGCAGCAAUGGCCUGCACCGUAUAGACACAGGUGCAUUCGCAGGCCAGCUGUACCUCCGUGAGCUCGACUUGUCCAACAACAGCCUCCAUUACUUCCAGUACGGCGUGCUGGAGGAUCUCUACUUCCUACGGAAGCUCUCGCUGGAGAACAAUCCAUGGAUCUGCGACUACAACAUCCACUACCUGAUCUACUGGCUCAAGCACCACCCUGGCGUCUUCUACACUGGCCUGAUCUGCGCUGAGCCACAGGAGUUCAGAGGCUGGCGUGUCGAGGAUUACGUCAAAACCUACAAUGGGGAAUGUCCAAAGGAUAAACAAACUGGAGGGACAGAUAUGGGACAGGGAGGACAAGAGGGAAUGGACAAUGAGGCACAGGAGGUGGUGGGGGAGACGGGUGAGGGUGAGGGGGAACGUCUGCCUCGACCUUUGAAAAAGAAGAAGCUCAACAGGUUUGAGAUCAUUAGGCUGAGUUAGAAUGGAGGGAGGUGAGCGGACUGAUGUGGUUUGGUGUGGAGUGAGGAGUGUUGGAGGUCUGUGAACAGGCUGAAGAAUGAAUUAAUAAAGGCUGACUCAGUGAUUUGAUGUUUGAAUAAAAUGUGACACGGGAAAGUACAA
This is a messenger RNA of Scatophagus argus, 1927 nucleotides long. RefSeq names its product leucine rich repeat containing 17 (gene lrrc17). NCBI's taxonomy places the organism in Eukaryota, Metazoa, Chordata, Actinopteri, Scatophagidae. The transcript is spliced from 6 exons. Gene Ontology annotation, cellular component: plasma membrane. The record is from RefSeq and is a predicted model, not a curated record. Bases 422 to 1786 code for a protein of 454 amino acids. Gene Ontology annotation, molecular function: protein binding.